UUGGUUCUUUGUCAUAGGCUAAUAAUAUUUCUUUGUGAGUGCACUGAUGCAUUGCUUUACACUCCACACUGCAGCUUUCUUUUGGUGGGAGGUAACCUGAUUCCCAAGGCAACUGUUGCCACCGCAAAACACUCAGUGAAUGCACAGGCAUGUCACGGUUUAAUCUCUAACUAGUACUAGUACAGUCAUUUUCUAUAUUUACAUUUGGAGUUGUGUAAUGAUUUACUGCUAAUAGAAUUGCAACGUUAAGUAGAAAAAUCAGUUGUACAGUAGUUGACAUUUACAUUCUGGAGAGUCUCAUCCCACAAAGACUGGACUUUUCUGGUGGGAGAACAGAGGGAAAGAGCCUGAACUACAAAAUGAAACUGCCAGCCAUUUCUUUUGCUGCCACACCGGUGUGCAUUCCUCACAACACACCUCCUGUCCGACAGAGUCCCUGCCUGGUGGUCACUCCCAUGACGUUUCCCCUCAUCUCAGAGUCUGCCCAGCUGUGGACAAGCAAUCAGAGCAUUCCAAGACUGAACCCUUUACAUCCACCAAUGGUCCAUAAGCGUACCAUUAGUCUGGAGACGCCAGCUGUUCACCACCACAACCACCAGAGGACACUAAUCAUGCAGAGGAGAGAGCAUUACAGGUAUCAUCAGGUGUGGCGAAAACCGUUUUAUGGAACCAGCAGUGAGAGAGAAGAGUACAGGAAGGAGUUGCGUGAGCAGUUGAAGAGGCAAAUAGAGGAGAAAUGUGUUGCACUGAAGCUGCAGCUGGCGAGUAAAGUGAAGGAAGCAGAGUAUGCGUGUGAAGUGGACCGCCUCGCCCUGUCCAGUGAAAGAGAGCAAAGGAUCCAACACAGCAAGGCAAUGUUAGCAUACAGAGAUGAAAACAAGAAGCUAAUGGAGCAGAGCUGGAGGGACAGAGCACUAACACGCUCCCAGGAGGCCAUGAAGGAGAGAGAGCUGCUGCGCCUCAACCCCAUCAACUGGAGUGGAACACUGAAAUAGGUUGAACACCCAGAGUCAAGCCUCGCUGAAACUCAUGGACAUGCAUGAGCGUCAGAUGAAAAUGGGAUGCAACAUGUGUAGUAUAUUUAAUUAGUGCUGUGAUAACCACUGAAGGAAUUUUAGAGAUAUUUCUAGGGUUUUCUGAAGCUCUUCAGCAUUUUGAUGUAUUUUCAUUUUUAUUGUACAAAGGUUCAUUUAUUCACAGCUGUGGAUUCAAAUUCGGUAGUGUUUCUCCCAGUCACUGACUUCCUGCGAGUCCUAUAAAUUAUGAUGCGACAAAAUAAUUCUACACAAGCUAGAAUCUUUUUCUGUUUCUGUAAAAAGCAGAG
This is a messenger RNA of Thunnus maccoyii (southern bluefin tuna), 1324 nucleotides long. RefSeq lists its product as uncharacterized. The record is from RefSeq and is a predicted model, not a curated record. The transcript has 6 exons. Bases 360 to 995 code for a protein of 211 amino acids. Lineage: Eukaryota; Metazoa; Chordata; Actinopteri; Scombriformes; Scombridae.